This is a messenger RNA of Ascoidea rubescens DSM 1968, 762 nucleotides long. It is a transcript of the gene GPI15, whose product is annotated as phosphatidylinositol N-acetylglucosaminyltransferase GPI15. The record is from RefSeq and is a predicted model, not a curated record. NCBI's taxonomy places the organism in Eukaryota, Fungi, Ascomycota, Saccharomycetes, Ascoideales, Ascoideaceae. Gene Ontology annotation, biological process: GPI anchor biosynthetic process. The transcript has a single exon. The coding region runs from base 1 to 762 and encodes 253 amino acids. Gene Ontology annotation, cellular component: glycosylphosphatidylinositol-N-acetylglucosaminyltransferase (GPI-GnT) complex.
AUGGGAGGAUUAAAGAACUACGAACUAAUAAUAAAGCCUGCAAUAAAUUAUAAAUCAGUGAAGGAAGUGAAUGAAAUAGAUGCUGUUCAAUUUACGAUUGUGAAGAGGUCUCAAAUACCAACGUUUCUCAAGAUUGUCUCAAUUUUGAUUAGCAUUUUGAUUAGUAUUUUGUUUGUUUUAUAUGUUUUGGAUAGCUCUGUAAUAACAGCAACAAGAAAGUCGAGUGGAAACAGUACCAAUGAUAUCAGUAUAAUAGAAUUGGCUAAAGCCAAGUUAGGUUUAAAAGGCUGUUUGGUGCUGAUUUGUGUUAUCUUUACACACAAUUAUUUGUUCUGUAUUAUCUUUGAGGGAGAGUUGAAGGAAUCGUUGCUUGUGUUGAAAAACAUUGGAGUUCAAUCGACGACAUUCAAGAAGAACAUGAUUUGGUUUUUGCCUAUAACCAAAAGAGACAAGUUUAUUCCCAUUGAUAAGAUUCAAGAUGUAAUUAUUCAUGAAGGCUUUGAAGGCUUUGAAGUGAUUUUCUACUUAAUUUUAGCUAUCAAAGAUGGGGAUGGAGACGAUAAAAAUAACAUCGAAAGAUAUAAUAAUAGCAGCAAAGACAAAAAAGCCUUUGAGUUGAAACAAUUGAAGUUGGAAGUUUUAUUUGGAAAUUUAUUACCUAGAUUGGAUAAAUUGGAACCGAUUUAUCAAAUCUCGAGGCAAGUUUUAUUUCAUGAUAAAUACGAUAAACUACAGAUACCUGGAUAUAUCAAGCAGUUUUGA